Molecule: messenger RNA, 834 nt
Organism: Salmo salar (Atlantic salmon)
Lineage: Eukaryota; Metazoa; Chordata; Actinopteri; Salmoniformes; Salmonidae
Source: RefSeq, a predicted model, not a curated record
AUUAAAAUUCAUCAGACAAUCCACACAGGAGAGAAACCGUAUAGCUGUGAUGAAUGUGGGAAGAGUUUUACUUAUUCAUCCAGCUUGAUAACACACCGGAGAACACACACCGGAGAGAAACCCUAUAGCUGUACUCAAUGUGGGAAGAGUUUUUCUCAUUUUGAUACAUCUAGCCAUCUUAUUGUACACCAGAGAAUACACACAGGAGAGAAACCUUUUAGCUGUGAUCAGUGUGGGAAGAGUUUUGUUCAAUCUAGCCAUCUGAAGAUACACCAGAAAACACACACAGGAGAGAAGCCUUUUAGCUGUGAUCAAUGUGGGAAGAGUUUUGUUCAGUCUAGUGAUCUGACAGUACACCAGAGAACACACACAGGAGAGAAACCUUAUAGCUGUGAUCAAUGUGGGAAGAGUUUUGUUACAUCUAGCAGUCUGACUAUACACCAGAGAACACACACAGGAGAGAAACCUUAUAGCUGUAAUCAAUGUGGGAAAAGUUUUACUCAGCAAAGCAACCUGAUAUCACACCAGCGAACACACACAGGAGAGAAACCAUAUAGCUGUGAUCAAUGUGGGAAGAGUUUUGUUCAAUCUAGCCAUCUGAAGAGACACCAGAGAACACACACAGGAGAGAAACCUUUUAGCUGUACUCAAUGUGGGAAGUGUUUUGUUCAAUCUAGUGAUCUGACAGUACACCAGAGAACACACACAGGAGAGAAACCGUAUAGCUGUAAUCAAUGUGGGAAGAGUUUUGUUCAUUCUGGAAAUCUGACGUUGCACCAGAGAUCACACACAGGAGAGAAAUCUGAUAGCUGUGACCAUUGAUAAUCUGAUAAA